Penicillium robsamsonii is the source of this 4041-nucleotide messenger RNA. RefSeq lists its product as uncharacterized. Gene Ontology annotation, biological process: intracellular transport. The transcript has 2 exons. Bases 1 to 4041 code for a protein of 1346 amino acids. Lineage: Eukaryota; Fungi; Ascomycota; Eurotiomycetes; Eurotiales; Aspergillaceae. The record is from RefSeq and is a predicted model, not a curated record.
AUGUUGAAACGUGGAGCUCAAGGCCCUCAGGGUUCCAAAGAUGACGAGGGUUCUUUCGGGAUGGCCAGCACCCCCGAUGACAAACCCCAUCGGGCAACGGCCGCCCAGUUAGCCAGCAGAAAAAUCAAGGAUGUCCGCAAACGCCGAGCUCCAACUCCCACAACCGGCGGAGGCGCACCUGACGCGGCUCCAUUCAACCCUUUCGCAUCUGUGGCCCCGGCCGCAGCGCCAGCACCCACCCAGUCCACUGGGUUCACAUUUGGUCAGAGCCAAAGCCAGAGCUUCCCCGGGGCAAGCUCGGGGCCCAGCCAGGGCGGAAUGUUCUCGUCGGGCGCUAACGGCCAGGCGGGUGGUCAGGCGUCAUUCAGCUUCGGUUCGGGCCCUACCUCAUUUGGAUCUGCACCGCCGAGCAAUCCUUUCUCUGUAAACACAUCAUUUGGCGGAAAUUCCCAGUCGGGUACCAACGGAUUUAGCUUUGGGGGAUUCAAUGCCGGAAAUCAGUCUACUCCGUCGUUCGGUGGAUUCGGAGCACAACAGAACACAAGCACUCCAGCAAAGCCCGCCAUAUUCGGGCAGUCUACAUCACAUAUGACAUCGCCUGCAGAUGACAGCAUGCAAACUUCGCCCGAUACCAAGCCCAAGGGAGCUUCCCUGUUUGCACCGAAGCCAGCCGCAGGUCCAUCGGCACUUGGCACUUCAUUCUCGAACCUUUCAGGGCAGAAUGCGGCCAGCAAUCCAUUUGCACCAAAGACAACUGCGCCUGAGAAACCGGCCGACAAGCCUGCGGAGACCCAGCCCUUCAAAGCUCUUUUCGGAUCAACGCCCGCCGCUUCGAAGCCUUUGGAUGCAGAGAAACCGCAGCCAACAGCCAGCAAUCCAUUUGCGAACCUGUCAGGGCAGGCUCCAGCCAGCAGCACUAACCUGUUUGCCCCGAAGACAACUACAGCGGAGCAGACUCCUGCAAAGCCCACAGAGGCGGCUAAACCUUUUAGUGCUCUUUUCGGGUCAACCUCCAGCUCUCAACCCUCAGGGGCUGCGAGCAAUCUUUUUGCACCCAAGCCAGCGGCAGAAGAGCCAAAGGCGAGCAAUCCGUUUGCGACGCUGUCAGCGCCAAGUUCAUUUGGCGGUUUCUCCUCACCGAAGGCUACUGGAACCGAAACUACUGGAAAGGCUGCCGAGGCACAACCGUUCAUGUUUGGUACACCCGCAGCAUCGAAGGUUUCGGAGGCUGGAAAAGAGCAGACGGCUCCGCCAGCAUUUGGCAAUAUGUUCUCACCGAAGCCGGCUGUUGAGAAUGCGGCUGCAAAGCCUGCAGCGGACCAGCCGUUCAAACCCAUGUUUGGAACACCUGCAGCGUCGAAGGUUUCGGAGGCCGGAAAAGAGCAGGCUGCUUCGCCAGCAUUUGGCAACAUGUUCUCGCCGAAGCCGGCUGUUGAGAACGCGGCUGCAAAGCCUGCAGCGGACCAGCCGUUCAAGCCCAUGUUUGGAACAUCUGUGGGCACAAAGCCUGCAGAGGCUGAAAAGGAACCAUCACCGGCGAGCAGUGUUUUCACACCGAAAGUGCCAAGUCAAGAGCAAACUCCUGUGCCUGCAAAAACCUCACAAUUUGGCUCAAUGUUCGGGGCGUCUCCUGCGCCAUCGAAGCUUGGGGAAGAAAAGACAGCUCAGGCGACACCUACCAAUCCAUUCGCGAACCUGUCAGGGCAGAACGCGUUCAGCAACCCAUUCGCACCAAAGCCGACAGAGCAGGCUGCGACGCCCCAGGCACCGAGCACUUCUCUCUUUGGCGCAACUACAACAGUUGACAACAAUAAGCAGAAUAAGGACAAUAACAUUGCACCUCUGAAUAGCUCAUUGGCUAACCCAUUCACCGCUGGGUCUAAGGUUUCAACUGAACCUCAACGGGAAGGUGCGACGAAAACUCCUCAGGUGUCGUUCGCGCAGUCUUCACGCGACGAUAAAAGCUCGUCUUGUUUACCUUCUUCUUCCUCCUCUCUCCCCUCUUCCUCAACUUCUACUGUUUCCAACGCUUUUACUGCUUCAGACCCUGACAGUCUUUUCCCUCGACCUGAUCCUCCUGUAUCAAUUGACUAUUCUUUGCCUAAAGAUUCUGACGACAUGCCGCUUAAACAUCUUUUCCCCGAGGACCCGACGGGCGAAAUUCGAGCGCGAGCUAACCUUCUCAUGAAGAUUGGCGCCUUGACUGAGUCGUUCAAGCGUGAGGUCGCCAAAUGUGACCCUAUGACUGAUGAUAUUGAUGAAGUCCUCAUUCUUUAUGCUGAACUUCGCCGUGAGCUUGGUGUCCCCAUUGGGACCAUCAGCCCCGCCGAAGAGGCCAAACGCACCGCCAUCAAUGAACGUGAUGCUGCCAGGGAAGCACCCGAUGGCAGCGCAUCUCCUCGAAUCCCGACCUUCGUACCUCCUAGUUUCAAUGAGAAACACCCAGCAUCUCCCAACAAGCCUUCCGGCGGAUCUACUACUUCCUCCAAGUUCGCCCAGUCCUUCUCCGCUCCGGCGCCUGCUCCGGCAGCUACUUCUGUUGGCGCAUUUUCCGCCUCGGCUGCUGGUCCCUCGACUCCUGCGGCUCCCGUUUCUACUGCCCCUAUCGCCCCGACCCCUGCUCCGGUAACUACUUCUGCUAGCGCUUCUCCCGCCCCGGAUGCUGGUCCUUCGACUCCAGCCGCGGCUCCUGUUUCUGCUGCUCCUGUCGCCACAUCUGCUGUUGAAAUUCCUAAAUCCAAUGGUGUGGCCACUUCUGCUGCUCCUGCUUUCCAAAUUCCCAAGUUUGAUGGUGCGGCCACUUCGACCACACCCUCUGCUUUCCAAGUUCCCAAGUUUGGUCCAGCCCCUGGCGUCGAUUUUGCAGCCCAAUUUAAGUCUAAGUCAGACAAGACCCUAUCUGAUGCAAAGGCCAAAAGAAAGGCCGAGGAGUUUGAUUCUGAUGAGGAGGAUGAGGCGGAAUGGGAGCGCAAAGACGCGGAACGCCAACGCGAGAAGCAGGCUCAACUCGAAGCUGCAGCUAAAAAGCGUGCCGUUUUUGUUCCUGGCGAGGGUUUCAAGUUCGUUGAUGAUGAUAACACUGCUCCACAGAACGCUAAGGAGCCUGUUGCGUCUGCCACCCCUACGCAGCACCUUGAGAGUACUAUCAAUCCUACGCCUCCCAUGUUUGCUCGCUCUAACACUCCGCUGUCUGCUUCUGCUGGAGCAAACGGUGUCUCUGGCCCUCCAAGCUCCUCCGUCGGCUCUUCGGUUUUCGGAUCGUCCAGUGAGCCAGUCCCAGCCUCUCAGAACAUCUUCGGCGGGCUCAAGCCGACCUCACCCAAGCGCAAGGCGUCUGCGGAUGAAAGUGAUGACGAUGAUGAUUCCCCCGCAAAGAAGAUGAACUCCACGGAGAACAUCUUCGGCGGGCCCAAGCCGACCUCGCAGAACAUUUUCGGACCCAAGCCUACCUCGCUUAAACCCAGUGCCUCUGCAGAUGAAAGUGAGAAGGAUGAUUCCCCCACAAAAAAGACGAAGUCGUCGCCUCCCCCUGCUUCUGCAGGCGCCAGUUUGUUUGGACGGGUCUCCACUCCAACACCGAUGGCUCCUUUGAGCAAUUCCUUCGCACAGCCCGCGAUGGCCGCUCCUUCGGCCGCUCCUACUCAGUCCACUCCCACCGGCACUGAUGAAGAGGACGGCGAGCCUGGUGAAAUUUUCGAUCUGACAAAGGGCAAUGGCGGUGAAGAAGAAGAAACGGUUGUGUUCGAAGACAAAUCCCGGGUUUUCAAACUUGAAGCGGCUUGGUUACCCAAAGGAACCGGUCCCGUCCGCCUUUUGAAGCACCCUGUCACUGGACGUGCGCGGAUUGUCGCCCGUGCCGAGCCAAGUGGAAAAGUCACCUUAAACAUUCUCCUGAAGAAAGAGUUUGACUACAAGCUCACCACUAACAGUGUCCAGUUCCUGGUGCCCGACGAGACUGGGAAGCUCACACAUUGGGCAGUUCGAGUGAAGGGUGAGAGGCUGCAAGAGUUCCACGACCUCAUCCAAAAGAUCAAGAACUAG